Messenger RNA from Fukomys damarensis (Damara mole-rat), 964 nucleotides. Its product is annotated as nuclear pore complex-interacting protein family member B11. The record is from RefSeq and is a predicted model, not a curated record. The transcript has 3 exons. NCBI's taxonomy places the organism in Eukaryota, Metazoa, Chordata, Mammalia, Rodentia, Bathyergidae. Bases 95 to 964 code for a protein of 289 amino acids.
CUGACUCUCACUCCUUAUCAUCUCUUCAACUUCUCUUCCAGAACAAGCACAGUAGUCUCAGAGGAUUUCUCAGUGUUGCUGUCUUCCUGAGGCCAUGAAUGUAGCCUACCAGUCAUCAGUUAUGUAUGAAAGUCAAUCAAAGGCCAGUCCCAGCACAUCAGAUGUAGACAUGGAGGAAGAAUCAAACAAAGAGCUAAGACCUCUUAGUCCCAGCACAUCAGAUGUAAACAUGGAGGAAGAAUCAAACAAAGAGCUAAGACCUCUUAGUCCCAGCACAUCAGAUGUAAACAUGGAGGAAGAAUCAAACAAAGAGCUAAGACCUCUUAGUCCCAGCACAUCAGAUGUAAACAUGGAGGAAGAAUCAAACAAAGAGCUAAGACCUCUUAGUCCCAGCACAUCAGAUGUAAACAUGGAGGAAGAAUCAAACAAAGAGCUAAGACCUCUUAGUCCCAGCACAUCAGAUGUAAACAUGGAGGAAGAAUCAAACAAAGAGCUAAGACCUCUUAGUCCCAGCACAUCAGAUGUAAACAUGGAGGAAGAAUCAAACAAAGAGCUAAGACCUCUUAGUCCCAGCACAUCAGAUGUAAACAUGGAGGAAGAAUCAAACAAAGAGCUAAGACCUCUUAGUCCCAGCACAUCAGAUGUAAACAUGGAGGAAGAAUCAAACAAAGAGCUAAGACCUCUUAGUCCCAGCACAUCAGAUGUAAACAUGGAGGAAGAAUCAAACAAAGAGCUAAGACCUCUUAGUCCCAGCACAUCAGAUGUAAACAUGGAGGAAGAAUCAAACAAAGAGCUAAGACCUCUUAGUCCCAGCACAUCAGAUGUAAACAAGGAGGAGAACUCAAGCAAUGGAGUAAAACCCCACAGGGUUUAUAGUAACAUCUUGCUCUACUUAAUCAGUGGAAAGCUGGGAAGACCUAGAAAUGAUGUGGAUCUGUCCCAGUGGGAGUGGAUGAUAAUGUGA